Messenger RNA from Crotalus tigris (Tiger rattlesnake), 1561 nucleotides. It is a transcript of the gene FAM221A, whose product is annotated as family with sequence similarity 221 member A. The transcript is spliced from 7 exons. The record is from RefSeq and is a predicted model, not a curated record. NCBI's taxonomy places the organism in Eukaryota, Metazoa, Chordata, Lepidosauria, Squamata, Viperidae. Bases 368 to 1273 code for a protein of 301 amino acids.
CAUUAACUACCCUGGCUAGACAGGCAAAGUUUGUGGCUCUCGCAACUCUGCAAAAUCAAUUUCAGGAGGGAGGGCGGCCUAGCUAGUAUUUCUUUACUAGCUGCCCUUAUCGCAAAAUGAUUAAAACUGAAAUUUUGUCGCUGAAAUGAUUCACGUAGCGACUGAAGAGCGGCAGUUUCAACAAAAUUAUUCAAAACCAAGGCGGACGCUGAAAACGUUCUGAAACCGCUGCCGCCAAAGCAACGGCGAAUCCUCCCGAGUGACAUCGCGGCGCAGCAGCUCCUGACAGGAACCGCCUCCCUCUCCGGCGAGGCCAUAGCUCCGUGCCGAGUGCCUCCAGGUCUUCCUGGAGGCUUUUCCCAAAAUAAUGGAGCAGCUGACAUUUCAACCAGGGGCUGCCGCCGCCAUAGACGACUACUUGGAAUACAAGAGAAUUGUAGGAGAAGAUGAUGGUGGGAAACUGUUUACUCCGGAAGAAUAUGAACAAUAUAAGAAACAAGUAUUACCAAUUCGGUUGCAAAAUAGAUUGUAUGUGAGCUGGAGAUCUCCAACUGGCAUUGACUGUAAACUCGUGGGUCCAGAAACACUCUGCUUUUGUUCCCACAGAUAUAAACAACACAAAACAGAUUUUGAAGUGAUUCCAAAAGAACGUCCUAUUUCUGUACCUUGUAGAGUGAGCCGGUGCCCAUGCAAAUCUUAUCAUUUUGUUCCUCUUAUUGGCACUCAGCCCAUCCGCUGUAGAUGUAAGCACUUUGCAGAUCAACAUAGUCCAGCAACUGGGUUUCUAUGCAAUAUGUGUUCCAAAUGUGCAGGGUUUCACAGUUGCUUUACUUGUGGAUGUGGCCAACCAGCAUAUUCUCAUGAAACAAUAGUGGAAACAAAAGAGGAACGUUUAGCCCAAGGAAAGCCAGUUGGGCAAGAUGUCCCUUAUGCUGCAAUGGGGGGACUAACAGGUUUUAGUUCCUUAGCAGAAGGCUACAUGAGACUUGAUGAUAGUGGAAUAGGAGCACCUUCUGUUCAAUUCUUAGAAGCUCCUGUAACCAACAUGGAUAAUCCAUUUUUAAAAGCAUAUCAAGGUCCAUCCAGUUCCAUGCAGGCCUACUCCCAGUUAACAGAUGGAAAUACAAGUACAACAAUGCAAGCUUCCAGUUUAAGGAGAUCUGAAGAAGAUGAUAUGGCUUAUUUUGAAAGACAGUAUCAGUUGAAACAAGAAAAGGCAAGAGAUCAGAAAGGCAAACAUCCAAUGCCAACAAAGACUCAACAUAAUCAAUAAUACAUUUGUGUUUCACUGCAAUUUAUCAGCAUCUCUGUCUCUAUUUGUCUGUCUAUCUUCAAUGACUAGAUACAAUAUGUUUAUUUUUCUAUGCCAAUUUUGUUAUAUAUAAAAUGAGAGUAUACUUCUUUUCAGGCAUUGAAGCAAAAUCAUGCUAUCCAUCUAAUUCUGGAAACUUGAAAAUCAGCAAUGGAAAAACUUCAGGUUUCAUGGCAGAAACUAUUAUAUGAACAUUGAGAACUACUUUAGAACAUUUUAUUGUUAAUAAAGAUUUGAAUUGUAUGAAAA